This is a messenger RNA of Polistes dominula (European paper wasp), 4666 nucleotides long. RefSeq lists its product as uncharacterized. The record is from RefSeq and is a predicted model, not a curated record. Lineage: Eukaryota; Metazoa; Arthropoda; Insecta; Hymenoptera; Vespidae.
ACAUACUAAAGAUAAACAUGGCUGCGCGUUGGAUCGGAAGCGGUCCCCCAAAAUUUUCAGCCAAUGACACAUGAACUGAAUAUGUAUGGCGCAUCUCUCCUACAGGAUCCCUUAUAUUCCUUACAUUUAUUCUCCAGAUAUCGAAGAGAGAAGACGCGUUUUAUAUUUAGUCUUGUCCGCCUUUUCCGCCUUUCUUUAUACCGCCAUUUUAUAUUAAAGAAUAAAGUCUUUAAACCACGUGUCUUGGUUCAUUACUAAAAAUAAUAAGUAAAAGUUUAUAUCGUGGAAACUAUAAAUUCUAAACGUAAACGAACGUACGAGGAUAUAUCAGUAAGCUAUCCAGUGUUUUUCUCAACAUAUGUUAUUUGGGGAACUAAAGGUAAAUAAAGUGACCAAUAAUUGAAAAGCAAUCCACUAUUGACGACUUGUUAUUGAUAUCAUUAAAAAGAACCGGAAGAAACAUUUAACAUGGGGAAUAAUUCUGAAAAUGUCGAUGAUGUACGAAAAAUAAUAUUAGCUUUAUUAGUUUCUCGAAAAGAUCCUCUUUCUUUACAAGCAUUAGCUAAAGAUUAUUUUGACCAGGAAGGUGAAUCUAUACCAUGGAAAGAAUUAGGGUAUGCUUCAUUAUUAGAUUAUUUGAAAAGCUUAUCAGAUUGUGUAUCUUUAGAAAAAAUUGAUGGUACAUAUUAUGCUCGUGGUAUUGCUAAUAAAUCUAAACAUAUUAGUUUAUUGGUAGCAAGACAGAAAACAUAUUUAAAAAAUCAAUCUUGCGUACGUAAAUAUAGACCCAGCCAAUAUUAUCCAUUUGCAUCAAUGCCGAAGAUUUGCGUACCUGCUAAUAUAUUAAGCGAUUUAGUAUUGAUGAUUAAACAAUGUCCACAUGGUAUUAAUAAAGAUUAUGUGUUAAAAUGGUUGAAUAUUCAAUUACCAGAGUUAAACUUGUCUAUAACAGAUCUGGAAAACUUAGUAAAAACUAUGUCGCAUAAAAUAUAUACAGAUGGACAUAGAAUCUUUUCAUUUCAGAAUGAAAAUAAAUCUGAUAAAUAUUGGGGUACAAAAACUUCACUAACGGAAGAAAAUGAAUAUCUACAGUUUAAAGAUUAUGAGAAAUCUAGGUAUGUUGUUAGUGGGGAUACCGAAUCUGAGAAAGAAUCAGAUGGUGAUGUAAAGAAGAAUCAGAUGAUGAAGAGUAAAGAUAAUAAAAAGCAAAUUUUUAAGAACCAACCUAUUUCUACAUUUAUAGAAACGACUGCAUCUGACUUUCAUAAACAAGUUAAUAAUUAUACACAACAAUAUAGUUCGGAAAUUAAUGCUUCUUUAGAUAAUCAUUUACAAAAAUAUCACGAAGAGGAUAUUACACUUUUUGAUAAAAAGAAUAUAAGAUUACUUAUAAGUGAUAAAAAUAUGUAUCGACUAGAAAAACUCAUUGAAAAACAUCCAAAUGGUAUUUGGUGCGCAGAUCUUCCUAAAAAGUAUCUAGAAGAAUAUCAUGUACCUUUGAAUUAUGACGAACUAGGUUUCAGUAGUGUACGAGAAUUUGCAUCGUGUUUGCCAGAAAUCUUUCAUUGUAAAAAACUUUCACAAUCAGAGGAUUUUAUUCUUUAUAAUGCUAAAGAUGAAUUAAUUGAUAUCAAUGAAAAAAUACCUCCAAAAAAAGUUGGAUCGUACACUCAAUCGCAUUUGAUAGAAAAUGAAACAAACGCUUUGCCUGUCAUAUUAUCAAAUAAUACGUCUAACAAACUAAUCCCAGAAGACGUAAUGACUCUAGGAGAAUCUGUAGAACAAAUAUAUGUAAAAAAUCUACAAAAUGGACCACAGCAAUGCGUAGAAGUUUAUGUUGAAGAAGUAUUUACACCAUCAUUAUUUUGGAUACAACUUCGUAAGGAACGAAAACAUUUUUCAAAGUUGAUGGAUGCUCUUCAUAUAUUUUACGAAGAACACUUCUUAAAUUAUAAAAUUCCUAUUGCUGUGCUUGAAAAAGGUUUAAAUUGUGCAUGCAAAUAUGAUAAUAUUUGGCAUAGAGGGAUAAUUAAAUCUGUUAGAUAUGAUCUACACGUAACCAUAAUGUUUUACGAUUUUGGAACGUUGAAAACUUAUUCGCCUGAUGAAAUAUUCUAUUUACAUCGAUCAUUUUCGUAUUUACCAGCUCAAGCAAUACCAUGUGGCUUGUACAAUAUUAAACCAUGUGUUGGAGAAAAAUGGUCACAGAAUGUUACGCAAGAAUUUGCUUGUAAAAUUUAUGAACAACCUCUUGUUGCAACUGUAGUAUCAACUGAUCCAGAGAAUAAUUCUAUGCUGGUAACUUUGACUGAUACACAAGAAGAAGAGGAUGUACAUAUUAAUGAUUGGAUGAUUCAUCAAAAUCUGGCAGUAUGUGGACAAAUGGGUGAUGUAGUUGACAUGAGUAAUUUAAUGUUAUUUGUGGAGGAAAAUUUACUUUAUAAUCCAGAAAAAUGUUAUGAAAAGGAUUAUGAUAUUCCUAAUGUAAAAGAUGAUGAAAUUCAUAACAACGGUACAGAAAACAUUCCUUUGAUAUCACCUAAGAGCACAUUACCUAAAAACGCAUGCAAAAUGGAUUUUAAAACAAAUUUUAAGCCAUUUUCAAACGAAUCAACGUAUUUCAAGACUAUGGGAGAAGAAUCAGGCAAUCCUUUCUUGGAAAGCAUAAGAAAGCAAACAGAGUUUUUUAAUACUUCGUUACCAGAAUUGUUUAUGCAAACAUUGGAGACAAAUGAAACAUUUCAAAAGCAAAUAUCAUUCAUAUUUUCUUAUCUUAUUUUAAAAUUGGACCCAAAUUUUCUCGAAAAUAAUUAUAAUUUACCAGAAAACGAAUUAAAAAAAAAUUACGAAGAAUGUUUGCUUCAUACUUCUAAAUUAUUGACAAAUUUUGUUAUAGAAAAGGAUAUAUCAAUGUUAUCAACAGUAAAAGCACCAAACUAUUUAAAUACUGACAUUGGUUUACAAUUUGACCAAAAUAAAAGAAUGUUUAUACCAUUAUUUGUAAAUAAUAAUAAUAAUAAUUAUGUUGCUAAUAAAAAGUCAAGAAUCAAUGACUAUAAUAAAAACAAAGAACAAUACGAAUUAUUCGAACCAAACAAUGACACGAAUAAUAUUGUUUUGAAUUCAGAACCACAAAUUCCAUAUGUUCAACCUUUUUAUACUGAUCAUGAUAAAAGUGCUAUUAUAAAUUCUUGUGAAGAAAAAUCAGCUAAGACUGAAUUAAAAACCAAAACGGCUGCUUUUCCACAUCAAAAUUAUAUUAAAGAUAAAAGUAAAAAUGAAGUGAAUAUAUUUGAUGCAAUAUUAAGAGGAGAAAUAACAUAUAAUGAAUUUGAUAAAAUCAAUCUUUUUAAUGAAACCAAUCCAUUUAAAAUAACAUUAAAACCGAAAGGUAAAAACAGUCAAUAUGAAACGUCUAAUAUGAAUUUUUUCACAUCAUUAAGGAGUAAUGUAAUAGAAGAAUCAUCAAUUAAUUCAACAUUUGUAUCAACAUCAAAUAUCGCCGGGAUAUCAAACGAAUUAGGGUACGAUAGAAAAAAAUUUAAUCCUAAUUCCGAACAUAACUUCAAUAUGCCAAGUACAGAAUAUAUUAAUAAAUUAAAAGUUCUUGGUUCACAAGAACCGAUAAAUUCUGAGAGAAAUUACAUUAAAGACGUGGAGAAUGGACGGUUAUCUCUAGUAAAUGUUCCAAAUAAAUCAUACAUAAAUCAAUCAUGUAUGGACUCAAUAGGAAUGUCUAACAUACAUCAACAGUACCAAGCUACUGCAGCUAAUUCUAAUAAUUACGAAAAAGCAAAUACAAAUUUUGAUUCGAAGUAUACAAGCUAUCCCUAUAGAAAAUAUACAAAUAAUAACGAAGGGAAUAUUAAUUCUGAUCGUUGGGAAGGAGCUGCUGUAGAAAUUAAUACAGUAUUGACAGCAAUUUAUUUUCGAAAAAUAGAUUUAAGCAAUAAGGAAAUCUAUAUAUUUCAUUUGGAUAAUCAAGGAUGGUUACGAGUGGAGGAUUUUGUGAGCGAAUGUACUAAUUAUAAAACAAUUACAGAAUUCUACGAAAAGUUAGAUAACAAUUGUCUUUCUGUUAUUGAAUUUAAGACAAUUAAAAAAUAUCCACUUUUUCUAUACGAUCAUAUGACUUUAACUGGGAUUAGAGAGGAGAUGAACAAGGGUUUAUCUAUUCAUCUGAUAAAUAUAAAUUGUAUUUUAAUUAUAAUGGGUAAACUUGGAAUAAUUCCGCCCGGAGGUCAAUAUGAUGAUAUUAUUGGAGUAGAUAAUAAAGCAUUUUUCUAUAAUGCAUGUAUUGUAAAGGCUAAAUAUCGGGCAUUGAGAUCUUCUAUACCAAAAAGGUUGGAAUGAAUAUUAAGUUGAAAUUAUAACUUAACUAAAAAAUCAAAGUACGCAUGGACUUGAUAUCAGGUAUAUAUAAUGAUAAAUUAUAAGCCUCUUAAUAAAAAAUGUGAUUAUGAAAGGUGUAAAUUAUUUUUGUAUCAGAUGUAAAUCAGAUGUAAAAAUUCAUGUAAAAAUAUAUUUUUUUAAUACAAUUCAUAUAUAGGAAAUAUAUAAGAAUCAUGUAUUAUAAAGUAUAAUAUCAAACAUAUAGAAUUAUGUUAUUAAUAAGAAACAAUGUGUAUUUAUUAUACUAAACGCUUUUUAUGCAACCAAAGUUCUU